This is a messenger RNA of Eucalyptus grandis, 514 nucleotides long. RefSeq names its product switch 2-like. The transcript is spliced from 2 exons. The record is from RefSeq and is a predicted model, not a curated record. Lineage: Eukaryota; Viridiplantae; Streptophyta; Magnoliopsida; Myrtales; Myrtaceae. The coding region runs from base 234 to 491 and encodes 85 amino acids.
UCAACACGAGCCGGUGGGCUUGGGCUGAAUCUUGUCAGUGCAAACCGUGUGGUAAUAUUUGAUCCAAACUGGAAUCCUGCCCAUGAUUUGCAGGCCCAGGACAGGUCCUUCCGCUAUGGGCAGAAGCGGCAUGUUCUUGUCUUCCAUCUUCUUGCAGCUGGCUCUCUGGAAGAAUUGUUUAUUCUCAGCAAGUGUACAAGCAGCAGUUGUCCAACAUUGCCGUUUCUGGAAAAAUGGAAAAGAGAUACUUUGAGGGAGUGCAGGACUGCAAGGAGUUUCAGGGCGAGCUUUUUGGAAUCUGCAAUUUGUUCCGCGAUCUGUCUGAUAAACUUUUCACUAGUGAGAUUAUUGAACUACGUGGGCAACAAAGACUGGAAAGUGAAACACGCCUUGAUGCAAAGCACAAGUCAACUGAAUGGGGUAAAAGUGAUGUUCCUCAAGAGGAAGUCAGCUCAACAAAGAUCGCUGAAAAUAGAAAGCUUUAUGAUUGACAAAAAGCUGUGACCAUUAAGCC